AUGUUAACCGACGGCAUUCUUCCCCCCUCAGGGGGGGGGGCUGCCCACGGCGGUUCGACUCCUGAGCAUGUCUCGAUGUCUACUUCUCCCUCGUCUUCUUCUGCCAUCAGCGCUGCUUCCUGCUUGUCUUCGUCGUCUUCUCCGUACUCAAGCAGCUUUUCCUCUGCCCCCGCGUCCGCGCCCAAGGAUCACCACGCGGUACAGUCUCGUCGAAAGGCUGACAAAACGUGUGUCGGUGGGGCCCAAAGUGUGUCUUCACACUUGCUGUCGCCUGUAGGUGGAGGAGCGAGUGUGGCCUGUGGAGGAUCGGGUGGGCCCUCAGUGCUCUCCGUUACCCCUGCGAGCGGAUCUCCGGGGGGUAACGCGCUGCCGAGUCAAGGCCCCGCUCUACCGUCGCCUCCUGGAGGAAGUGCAACAAACCACCAUGGACCUGGCGGGACUCUAGUAGGCGGAGCUGGACGGGGACAGGAGAGCAACAAGGCCCUCGGCUCCAGCGUGCAGUGCCACAGCCACUUGAGAUUCCUCAGCCAUCUAGCCCCCUAUGACCGAUCGGUCAUUCCCAUGUGCUCCUUCACGGCCGAAGGGGUGCCGAUCCUCAAACGGCAACAAAGCCGGAGACAGAAAGGCGUUAACAAACGGGACGAAGAAGUCUCGCUGCAGACUCGCGUGGUGAUGGAUUUCAAGCAGGACCAGGUACACCCCGCAGUCAUACGUAUCGGCCUUCAAAUGGGGAAACGGCGGGUGACUGGCACAAAUGCACGGACGGUCGCGAUGCUGACAGCAUUUGAGCGGUUUAUCGAGGAUUACUGUCCUCCUCCAUACGAAGCAAUCGAUAAGCAUUUGAAAAUCGCUCUCGACCGACAAAUCAAUUUCAUCACUCACUGCCGGCCUCACAGUCUCUCGAUGGGAGGGGCGAUCCGCUGGUUGAAGAAGAGGCUCUCGAGUUAUGCCACAAUGCCCUUGCAUGACACCAAGGCUGCGCUUUGUUCGGAGAUUUCCACUUUCAUCAGUCAAAGAAUUCUUGCGGCUACCUGUGCCGUGGCGGAUGUUUUUCAAGAGCAGCUGGCCGAGGACGGGGAUUGUCUCCUCGUGUACGGAAAGUCCACUGCCGUGGUCAGAGCUGUUCUCCAGGCGAAACAAAGGGGUCGGCGGUUUACGGUUGUUGUCGUCGAUUCUCAUCCCCAUCUCGCGGGGCAGGCAACGGCGCGGCUGUUUGCGGCCGCUGGUAUCGAGGUCACCUACACUCUGAUUAAUGGUUUGUCGUAUCACAUGGAAGAUGUGACGAAGGUUGUUUUGGGAGCAGCAGCCGUGCUGGCAAAUGCAGCAGUGGUGAAUCGAGCCGGUGCGGCGCUCGUGGCGAUGGUUGGGAAGAGAUACGCGAAACCGAUUUUUGUUUUGUGUGAAAGCUACAAGAUGUUUGAUCGGAUUGUGUUUGAUUCGUGUUCGUUCAAUGAGUUGGAUGAUCCAGAGCUCGUGUGGACAACGCCAGCGAGUUACUCUUCGGCUGCGCGUGCGCGAAAAGCGGGAGGCAGUGAAUCUCGCUUCGCUGACAGCACCCGCCAGUAUCCGCGUCUCUCGCUUCUCACGCCGUCUUCACCUCCCCUUCCAGGUGAUCCUCUCAUUCGAACUUCUUGUGCGUCGAACUCACGCAAACCACACACCGGAGGAUCGAGCGCCACGUCGACGAAAGUCGCUGCGGCCUCCCCAGUUUCAUCGCAGCCUUCUCCAUCUGUCACGGCAAAUGGCGCUUUAUCGAGACAGUCAAAUGGUCAAGUCGAGUUCCCCUGCAGUCACUCGGCUGGAAAGCAUGACGGAAAGAAUGCUGCACUUACACCGUCAGCAAGCAGCCAGCCCCUUGCCGUGUCCCCCUGCGGUGGAGAGGAAGAAUCAGAGUUGAGAAAUACAAGCAAAAGUAAAGUGGCCAAGGGAGGUGGAACAGGAGGCAUAGAUCCAGCGUCUGCCGCUCGACAGGCAGCAGGCGAAAACCCAUCGACCUCCGAAGUGUGCGUCAUGAAUCUUUGCUACGAUGUGACGCCUGCUCAGUUUGUCGAUUUCGUUGUUAUAGAAGACGGCAUUUAUCCUGCUUCCAAUGUGCCUGCUCGAGUCCGUGGGUCCGGCAGAGCUGGCGGGGUUGCUGGUGACUAA
Messenger RNA from Neospora caninum, 2145 nucleotides. RefSeq lists its product as hypothetical. Bases 1 to 2145 code for a protein of 714 amino acids. The transcript is spliced from 6 exons. The record is from RefSeq and is a predicted model, not a curated record. Lineage: Eukaryota; Apicomplexa; Conoidasida; Eucoccidiorida; Sarcocystidae.